Molecule: messenger RNA, 1282 nt
Organism: Helianthus annuus (common sunflower)
Lineage: Eukaryota; Viridiplantae; Streptophyta; Magnoliopsida; Asterales; Asteraceae
Product: dolichyl-phosphate beta-glucosyltransferase
Exons: 10
Coding region: 98-1111 (337 amino acids)
Cellular component (GO): endoplasmic reticulum membrane
Source: RefSeq, a predicted model, not a curated record
UCUCUGUCUAUCUAGGGUUUGAACUUUGAAGUUGUUAAAUUCAAUGUGUUGAAAACUUCUACUUCGUUGCAUCGUCGUCGUUUACUGAAACGGAACCAUGGAAAUACUGGAAUUGUCGACGAUGCUUGAAUUAACAUUAAUCAUAGCUUUAGUUUGUGGAUUAGGUUUAGCAGCUGCUGUUGUUAUUGAAUCAUUCAGAAGAAGAUCUAAUCACAUUCAUCUCGAAGCUCACCCGAUCUUUGAAGAUCCAAAUUCUCUCAAACAGGUUGAUUGCCCUUAUAUAUAUGAUCCUGCUGAAAAAUAUAUUUCAUUGAUUGUGCCUGCAUAUAAUGAAGAACUUAGACUGCCUGCUGCUCUUGAUGAGACUAUGAAUUAUCUUCAAGAACGUGCUGGAAAGGAUAAUUCGUUUACAUAUGAGGUGAUAAUCGUUGAUGAUGGAAGUAAGGAUGGAACAAAACGAGUAGCCUUUGACUUUGUGAGGAAGUAUAAAGUAGACAAUGUUAGAGUUGUGCUUCUAGGAAAGAAUCAGGGCAAAGGAGAAGCUAUAAGAAAAGGAAUGCUUCAUUCUCGGGGAAAACUACUUCUGAUGCUAGAUGCUGAUGGAGCCACCAAAGUUGAUGAUCUGGAAAAGCUUGAAAAUCAGAUUCUUGCAGUUGCCAAAAAGAAACAUCAAUCAGCUGGAGAUUCAAGUGAAGGAAUCCAAGAUAUCCCUAUAGUGGCAUUCGGUUCACGUGCUCAUCUAGAGAAGAAAGCUCUAGCUACAAGGAAGUGGUACCGAAACUUUUUGAUGAAAGGGUUCCAUCUCGUUGUCCUCCUAGCUGCUGGCCCUGGAGUUCGUGAUACACAGUGUGGAUUUAAGAUGUUUACUAGAGCUGCUGCAAGGAAGCUUUUUACUAAUAUUCGUUUGAAAAGAUGGUGCUUUGACGUGGAAUUAGUUUACUUAAGCAAAUAUUUUGGCAUCCCUAUUAUAGAGAUAUCGGUAACCUGGUCUGAAAUUCCCGGAUCGAAGGUGAGUCUGUUAAGCAUUCUGAACAUGCUGUGGGAAAUGAGUCUUAUGUCUGUGGGAUAUAGACUUGGUAUAUGGAAGAUAAGCAGCGAUCGACAAUCUUAGUUCAAGUGAGUUAACCAGGUUUUUUUAUUGCGUCUGCAGAAAUUUCAGUUAUUAUUUUUCUUGUGUUAUUAACUGUAAGUUGAAAAUAUUAUGUAUGCUAGACAUUAUGAGAGACAGUUAUACUAAUCUAUGCUGAAAAUCUAAUGAGAGACAUUAAAAAUUAAAAUCCCA